Molecule: messenger RNA, 2105 nt
Organism: Eleginops maclovinus (Patagonian blennie)
Lineage: Eukaryota; Metazoa; Chordata; Actinopteri; Perciformes; Eleginopidae
Gene: rnpc3
Product: RNA-binding region (RNP1, RRM) containing 3
Exons: 16
Coding region: 207-1742 (511 amino acids)
Biological process (GO): mRNA splicing, via spliceosome
Cellular component (GO): U12-type spliceosomal complex
Molecular function (GO): pre-mRNA intronic binding; U12 snRNA binding; protein binding
Source: RefSeq, a predicted model, not a curated record
CCCCAAACAUUGUCUAUAACUUUAUAAACGGUCUCUAAUGUGGACAUUAUAAACUAAUCUGGUUAACUUGUGAUUCAGAAGGACUCCUUACUUUUCCUAAACUGUCAAACUUGAAUGUUACUACUCCAGUCCGGAAGGUGGCUGUGCUACAUGUCGUCCCCCCUCAAUCCCGAAAAGAAGAAGAAGAGCCGGGCGGAAGUGGGGAAAUGGAACCAAAUGAGGACCUGGUCCAAACAAGCAGCAGUAAAACACUGCUCAUCCGACACUUACCUUCUGAACUAAGCCAGGGCGAGAAGGAAGACCUCUUGAAGUAUUUUGGAGCUGAGACAAUCAGGGUCUUCUCAAACACAGGGCGCUUGAAACAUGCAGCAUUUGCAAGCUUUAGAAGUGAUAAGUCAGCAGCAAAAGCUCUUCAGAGGCUCCAUCAGUUAGAGAUUCUUGAUAAAACACUUGUUGCAGAGUUUGCAAAAGGCCAAGAUCAUGUAACAGUAUUAAAGGACCCAUCAGUGUCCGUCAGUGGAAAACAUGUCAGGAAGGAGCAGAAGAAACAGGAAACCAAGCUACCAAACAUUCCCCUCAUAGAAACCGGCAUUGCACCUGACCUUGGGUUGAAAUUUCAAUCGAACCCCACUCUGAAAUAUUUAUACCCACCACCUUCUAAUGGCAUUCUGACAAACAUAACACACGCCCUCAUCAGUGUGCCAAAGUUUUAUGUUCAAGUCCUUCACCUGAUGAACAAGAUGAACUUGCCCUGUCCGUUUGGCCCAAUCACUGCCAGACCCCCCAUGUAUGAGCACCUGCCUCCUGCACCACCCUUCCCCAUGCCUCCUCCCUUCCCUCCUGAAUACCCCCCUUUGCCAGAGGAGGAGAUGGAGAUGUCCAGCGGAGAAGAAUCCGAGUACGAGAGUGGGGAGGACGAAGACAAAGAGAGGAUUGUUCGUCUGAUGGGCCUGGUCAACCAAGCGUGCAAGAGACCCUUGAGACCAAAAACAGCUUCAAAGAGAAAGAAGCCCAGGAUCAAGGAUCUACUCUACGCUCCCAAAGCAGACUCUCAGAGUGCUCCUGUGCUGCAGCCCUCUGACGUGUUCGAGCAGCCCCCCUCCGCUGGGCAGAAGAAAAUUGAAUUCCACAUUGCGGUUCCAGAGGUGGCAGCGACAGAGGAGGGGAGGGGGCCAUGCCAGUCUGAAGAUGAAGGCAGAGAAGUGGAUGAGUUGGAGCCCCCGCCCAGCAGUGACCAGGAGGUGACGGAGCCGGAGGGUUUUGGGAAGCUUUACCCCAGCACUCAGGCGUCGCAACAGGAGGAGGAGCACAGUGACGAGGAGCAGGAUCUCCCCUCUGAUGUCAUCUCCAGGAAGGAGCUGGAGAAAGGACGGCUGUCAAGAGAUGAAAUAAAAAGGAUGUCUGUGUUCAAAAAUUACGACUCGGGUGAGCCAACCUGCAGACUGUACGUGAAGAAUAUCGCAAAGCAAGUGGAAGAGAAAGACCUGAAGUAUAUCUAUGGCAGAUACGUCAACCCUUCAUCAGAAGCCGAGAGAAACAUGUUUGACAUUGUGUUAAUGAAGGAGGGGCGGAUGAAAGGUCAGGCCUUCGUAGGACUCCCCAGUGAGCAGGGUGCAGAGAAGGCCCUGCGGGAAACCAACGGCUACGUUCUGUAUGACAAACCCCUCGUCGUCCAAUUUGCCAGAUCUGCCAGACCAAAAGAAGACACCACAGUUACCAAGAGAGGCCCGAAACAAAGGUGAACCCUACAGAUGCCAUGGCUUGAUAUUGUGGCCCAGCAGAACCAUUUGUAUCCUUAUUGUGGCAUAUCCUUUGGAAGACAAAGUAAAGAGAAACGGGGGCAGUUUAUUUGUAGUUACUGUGGUGCAAUUGGAACUUGAAAACAACUCGACCUGUUUUGUAGUCUAAAUUUAAAUAAGACUGAGUACCUUGCUUUGUUUGUAUAGCUUCAGUAUGUUUCUUUUAGUGUAGACUCUGUAAACAUGUGCUAUUUUGGAGCUUGUCUUUACACUUCUCUCUACCCUGUGUGACUGAAUUUCAGGUGAUGGUCGUCAGAUGUCAUCUUCGUCUUUUAUUACUGAAUAAAACAUAUUUUAUUAAGAUAA